GUGCAAAGAGUUGGAGAGCCCCUCAGCAGUACGAGCACUGCCUGGAGCCCUGAGCUGUCCUGCUCUUAACUAGCACUAAUGCUAGCACUAUAACCGCAUUGUUUUUAGUUAGCUGUGGGCGAGUGAGACCCGGGUCGUCCGCCAUUCCGCUAGUGCUGAUCGCUGGAGGCCUGCUGUGGGGCGUUGUAGUUAGCCGGCCGGCGAUAAGGGAGGAGUGGACCUGAGUGGCGUGCGGCGCUGGACUUGCCUCUGCUCUCGGACUGUUGUGACUCCUCACACAGAAAUAGCGCAGCAGCGUGUCCAUUUCCACAGCGGCCCCCUGCAGAGCCGUGCGAGUGCGCUCGCUAACCUUGCUAGCCUGUUCCAGCUCCACGCACAGCAGCUGCCUCAGGCCCAUCUAUCUCUCAAACUGGCCAACCGAUGAGAAGAGCCUUGCUCCUGGUAACCCUGGGAAACUAACUCGGAAUACCCUUCAGCGCUCCCAUUCCAAAAUGGAACUCUGCAGCAGAAUAAAAAGGGAAGUAGUGACCUCACCAGCCUGACCAGAGAGCACACACACCUUCUCCACCCCUUCCCUCUCCACUGGACUACGUGUGUGUGUGUGUGUGUGUGUGACGAGACAGGACGUCACCAUGAGCCUCCUGGACAAGCGGAGUGUGUGUCUGCGUGUCACACGCCACCACCGGCGCCUGAGCAGCUCCUGCGAGAGCCUGAUGGACGAGGCGGACCGUGAGGUCAGCACGCUGACCGACCGCGCCUUCCGCUCGCUCUGCAUCGGCGACGAGGCCGUCUACAGCGACGAGUUCACCGGACUCUCCCCGCUGACUGGCGGCUGCCUGCUGAAGCCGCUGACCGACGAGAACGCUUGGAAGGUUCCGGAAAACAGCCCAGGCGUCGCUGCCAAGAAGCACGGCAGCUUGAACGGCGCCACCACCACUGCUGCCUGGCAACACAAUAACGUGUCGUCUCUCCUGUCCGCCUUCACCAAGAACGGCGACGCCACCAAAACGCCCAACGGAAUGCUGGGUGGGAAUGGCACGGAGUCCUGGGAUAAGUCAGCGCUGAUCAGCAUCCAGAGGGAGCUGGCGGAGUUCGCCGACCCCAGGAAGCACGGCGAACCCUCCAAUACAAAGAAGGCGGGCAGGGACGGCAGCUGCGCCCCGUCUGGGAAGUCCUUCAAGUCCAGAAACAGCAGGUCCAGCAAGCUAAAGAAGCUGAACUCGCGGAACUUCUUCCUGCACAGCGAGUUCAGCCCGUUUCAGGCCUGGAAGGACCUCAACCAGUUCCCGUUCGGUCAGGAGCACAUCUCCGACCUGCUGCCCUCCGACAGCUUCCCCCGCUGGUGCGACUCCAGCUUUUACAGACAGCUUACAGCAGCACACACACGCGACCCACCAGCACACACACAGGAGCCCACACACAGAUCAGAAGCUGGACGGGCCCUCGAGGAGGGGCAGGGGACGGAGAAACACACACUGUCACAGAAAACAGAAACAGCACAGAGUUCACAACGCACCCAGAGACACAGCACAGCACAGGGGACUGAGCAAAACGCAGAGCGAGGACAGAAAAUAGAAAAUGCACAAAAAGCAAACACUGCACAGAGAACUGACGCGGUGCAGAACAGAACUGACGCGGUGCAGAUCAGAACUGACGCGGUGCAGAACAGAACUGACACCGUGCAGAACAGAACUGACACGGUGCAGAACAGAACGGAAAUAGUGGAGACUGUCCAGGGUGCAGACAGCACUCAGAGGGCAGAAGGGUCAAAGGGAGCAGAGAGACUGCAGGGGGUGGACGGCCUGAGGCCACUGGGGGGCAGCGCUGAGCAGCUGUCCAGGCCUGGAGAGGCGCAGACUCCCUCUGUGGCGCAGACUCCCUCGGUCCUGGAGCAGAGGCGCUCAACAGACAGCGUGGAGUGUAGCGCCCCCUGGCGGCGGAACAGGGGUAGGGCGCAUAGCGCGGCUCCGCCUGGCCCGGUGGAGAAGAGCUCUCCUGCUGUGGAGAGCAGGCCGCCCACGAGCGCCGAGCCGUCCAGGAAACAGGAAGUGAGGCGUAUGGAGGAGCUGAGCUCGGCCAGCUCCACGCCGUUCAACAUCACGCACCUUCUCACGCCCAUCCUCCCCUGUCGCCAGGAUACGGAGAGCCUGGACCCCGCCCUCUUCUCGCCCGCCACCCUCGACAUCCCCGCGGCAACCGCGGCCGACCGCAAGCCCUCGCCCGACACGAAGGCGCGGGAGAGCUACAGGUCCAUCGCCUCCAGCCUGCUCUUCAACCUCAAGGACAACAGGAAGAGGGUCAAGGCCCGAUACAGCCCACCCCGGUUCAGGCCCACCGACCCCGUUGACCCCAGCAAGCUGUGGAAGGACCUCUCGGACGCGGAGACGGGCACGCCAGUGCUCGUGGUGACAGACGGCACGGCCUCAGUGAUGAGCCCGGUGCUGGAGUCCACCAGCGCUCUGGCUUUGCCAGGGAACCAGCAGGCGGAAAGCUGGUCCGAGGGUGCGAUGCGGGGCAGGGGAGAGCUGGCGGGAGAGGGCGCUUGGGGGAGAGACCAGCUGUCCGUCCCCGACGGCAGCGCUCAGGGAGGCUCCCCGCACUCGGGGGCUCAGAGCAGAAGCCCUGGAUACCCGAGUCUGAACCUCUACAGGAGGGCCAACACUGAGGCAGACGACGUCCACCCCACGCAACACGCCGCCAAGGUUACCAUGGAGACACAGGAGGGCAGGGCCUGCGAUGCAGGACAGAGCAAUCUGCCAAUCAGGAAAGAGAGAGAGCCCCCCAAGAAAUCUGUCAAGGAGAGAGUGAAAGAGCUGCAAGGUCAGAACAGCGUGGCAGAGACGCAAGCGAGUGUGAAUAAGGACCCAGCGAAGAGAAGCAACGACCGGUCACCUGUGAGUCCCCUUGGCCUCCCUGACAGAGGCGCUGCUGCACACAGAGGAGGAGACAGAGAGACAUUAAAGGAAAGAGCUCCAGAUGUGCCAGCGAAACCAUCAGCUAUGCCCAAACAGCCAACACCUCCAGAUGUGCCAGCGAAACCAUCAGCUAUGCCCAAACAGCCAACACCUCCAGAUGUGCCAGCGAAACCAUCAGCUAUGCCCAAACAGCCUCCUGCUGUUCCAGCGCGCGUAAAACACCCAGCGAAGAGGGAGCAGGAUUCGGCAGCAGCUGCAGCGUCAGCGCUGACCAGCACGAGAGAGACAGAUGCCAGCACGAGAGAGACAGACGCCAGCACGAGAGAGACAGACGCCAGCAGCGAGGCUAAACACGCCUUCUCCGCGCGGCAGAACAACUACAUCAAGAGCCAGAGGAGCGCCUUCCUGGAGGAGGAGGAGUGCGGGGACUGGGAUGAGCUGCAGGAGGUGGCUCUGCUGAAGCAGAUGAAAGUGGAGCUUCGGGCUCGACAGGGGCACCAGGAGGCCGAGAGCAUGAAGGACGCAGCACUUUGCGGGGCACACUCCAAGCACUUUGCGGGGCGCACUCCAAGCGAGCAGCUGCCCCGGAUGGACAUACCAGAGCCAAACGAGAGCUCCAGGGCUAAAAAUACACCAGCCGUAACCAGUGAGGAGCAGGAGGGUCUCGAGCAACAUGACAUAGUUUUGCCAGCGCCUGAGAGACGCGCCCGAAAGGGCGUCCUGUCCCUCAGGGGAAAUACCCAAGCCAAGCGAGACCUGUUUGCCCAGCUGGACCAGAUGCAGAUCGAGCCGCUGAGCACACACACCAAGAAGGAGAGCGCUGCGGUCCACAAGUACGACCUGGCCACCAUGGCGCUGGAGGAGCUCAUUGCCGAGAGGGAGGAGAGGAAACGGAAAGGUCAGGGGUCAUCUACCGAGCAGCACGCACAGAGGCCGGCACCGGAACACCGGAACACACCAGCACCGGAACACCGGAACACACUAGCAUCGGAACACCGGAACACACUAGCAACAGAACACCGGAACACACUAGCAACAGAACACAAGCAGCGUGGAGGCAGAGGGCACAUUCAGGAGAGCAGAACCGUGCCAGCCGAGCAGAGACACAGAGAAACCAACAGAGCUCCGAGAACCAGAGGCCAGAACACUGAUGAUCCCGUGGUCAAGAGUGGAGGCCAGACUCUGCGCUCCGUACAGCAGGGCGACACCGCACAGGUCCCAGCUGGUCAAGGGAGAUUAGCGGAGGCUGCUCAUCAGCACUCCGUCCAGCAGACCAAACAGAACAGAGAGGGAGAGGCAGGUGAGAGAGGACAGGGGAGAGGGGGCGGGUCCAGCACAGAUAACACAAACCCUGAUUGGACAGGACAGGGCUCAGAGAGGGUGAAGAGGCAGGACGGCUCAGAGAGAGAUGGCAGAAGAGAGAGGACUAGUAGGGAACACAGGGCACAGAGAUCGAGAACGCCCCCUGCUGUUCCUCCUAGGAAAGGCAAGCCCGGCAUGAGAGAUGAGGAUAAAGCAGAUGCUGAGAGGUCUGCAGAGGAGGAGUCCAUCACCAAGGCUGAAGGAAGGGAUCGAGUGCACGUCGACAGGGAGAGAGAGCAGAGGGCAGAUACACAAAACAAGGAAGCCCAAUUAGCAACUAGCACAGAUAAAAAACAAUUAACAGAUAGCACUGAUAACAAACAGUUAGCAACUAGCACAGAUAACAAACAGUUAGCAACUAGUACAGAUAACAAACAGUUAGCAACUAGUACAGAUCACAAACAGUUAGCUUCUAACACAGAUAACAAGCAGUUAUCUGCUAACACAGAUAGCAAACAGUUAGCUACUAACACAAAUAACAAACAGUUAGCAAUUAGCAAUGAUAACAAACAGUUAGCAGUUAGCAACCAGGAGUCCAGCACCAGGACAGAGUCCCAGAGAGCUGAAAAACACACAGAUAACCAGCUUAAAUCAGAAGUCUUCUCAGGGACUGCAGAACCCAACUCAAAGCACUCAGCCCAGACCUACACCGCUAAGGUGAAAGGAUCUCCUGAUCCUACAAUGACGUAUGCAGCAAAGAGUGAGGCAGCGCAGAGGAGAGAGGAGGGGAACGGAACGGUGACGGAGGAGGUGAGAGAGAGAAACACAGAUACUGAUCAGAAGGAGAGAAAACAGGAUGAUAGAGACAGCUCAGCUCAGAAUGAUAGAGACAGCUCAGCUCAGAAUGGUCAGAGAGCAAAGCAGAGCAGGAGCUACGCAAGAGACUUCUUAAGUCUGUUGGGGCUGUCAGGUGAAGAGAAGGCCCCCUCUGGUGAGGUCAGCAGCAAGCCUAAACCAGCGCCCCCAGCGUCCCACGACACAGACGCUCCUGCAGUGGACAGCGUCACGAUUCACGACAUCCUGAAGCUCAGAUCCCCCACGUUCAGCCCACUGCAGACCCCGGGGACGUCCCCCUCCCUACACGGCGACGGCUCGGCCCACAGACCCAAGGAGAACUCUGGGAAGACAGACGGGGAUUCCCGCGCCUUCAGCAACCCAGGAAGUGAAUCAGACGCCUCCGAACGCCUGAUGUCUCCCCUCAGCGACAUGGACAAGGGCGGCUGGGUCCGCAGCCUGAUCGAGCAGGCCCAGACCCUCACCCCCAAGGACCUGACCCCCAGCCAGUCCAACGCCUCCUCCCCGACCCCUGGCAAGUCCAACGCGUCCUCCCCGACCCCUGGCAAGCCCGUGCUGUUCAAGGUCAAGGACAACACGUUCGCCACCUCCCCCGUCACCAAGACAGUGCGGCCCAUCCUGCACAGGGCUCUACAGGAUGUGAUGGCGCAACCCUGGUCCCCUCGGGAGAGCCUGAGUGGGUCGGAACGGGGCGAGGAUCGGGGUUCCGAGCGGGGUUCCGAGAGGGGCGAGGAGGAGUCGGAAGCCCCCAGAGCUCCGCAGGGAAUUCCCAUCCUGGUGGAGGUGGCCAGCUCUCCGCUGCCUGAGGACUCCACACCUGCAGGGGGCGCUGCCUCUGCCGCUCGGGCCGCCUCGCCUUCCCAGCAGCCUCGAGGGCAGAUGCUGACGGUGCCGGAGGAAGAGGGAGGGCGGAGCUCCGUGUCCAGCGAGAUCUCAAGUGCCCAAUCAGAGGGCCUGAAGAGCUACACCAGCGCAGGGGACCAAUCAGAGGGCCUGAAGAGCUACACCAGCGCAGGGGACACCUGGGGUGAGGAGGGGGUGCUAAGUGCGGCUCAGGCUGACGAUACCGAGGGUUCUAAAGCCCCCAGCGAGCACUCUGGUUCUGUCUGUAGUGGCACCGAGGGCAAGAAGCCCCCGCCGGCCGUUCUGCCCAAAACAGAGAAGGCGCUUCGACGAGCCAUGAAGCUGACCACGCGCCGCAUCCAGAAGGCCGAGGGGAAGAGCAACCGAGUGGACCGCAAGCAUGGCGGAGAGAGAGCAGAACCCGACCAGAAGAACCGCAGGGGAGGGAACCCAGACCUCAAGCAGGAGAACCGGAGCAAAAAACAUCCAGAGACAGAACAAAGGAACCGGCCCAGAGAGAGAAGGGAGUCAGAGCCGAACCACAGCAGCACAGAGAAAUACACUUCACAACCCAGCGGUCGCCACAGCAACACAGAGAAACACACUUCAGAACCCAGCGGUCGCCACAGCAACACAGAGAAACACACUUCAGAACCCAGCGGUCGCCACAGCAACACAGAGAAACACACUUCAGAACCAAGCGGUCGCCACAGCAACACAGAGAAACACACUUCAGAACCAAGCGGUCGCCACGGCAACACAGAGAAACACACUUCACAGCCCAGCGGUCACCACAGCAACACAGAGAAACACACUUCAGAACCAAGCGGUCGCCACGGCAACACAGAGAAACACACUUCACAGCCCAGCGGUCACCACAGCAACACAGAGAAACACACUUCAGAACCAAGCGGUCGCCACGGCAACACAGAGAAACACGCUUCACAGCCCAGCGGUCACCACAGCAACACAGAGAAACACACUUCAGAACCCAGCAGUUGCCACAGCAACGCGCACUCGAACCACACCAGUCAGCAUGGUGACCGUGAAGGCAGGAGCAGCGCCAAACAUGCACGCCUCAAACACAUGAGCCAAAGCACAGACCGGCACAUUGGUAACCAUAGAGACCUGAGGAGCAGUGGCAGCGGGAGGGGCUCGUCUGAGCGCGCUCCUGAGCAUCAUCAGCAGGUGUACGUGAGGGAGAGUCCCAAUGGCAGCAGUAACCGUGGCGACCGCAGGAGUCGGAGUCUGGAGAGAGACGUGUCCGUGCAGCCCGAGGGACCGCCACAGCGUUGGGACAGACCCCACCCCAACCCCUCCCGACGGCCCUCCCUAAACGGCUUCCUGCCACGCCAAAACAGCUCUGAACGCACGUACCCCCCCCCAACAAUGCGCCAAAACAGCUCUGAACGCACGUACCCCCCCCCAACAAUGCGCCAAAACAGCUCUGAACGCACGUACCCCCCCCCAACAAUGCGCCAAAACAGCUCUGAGCAGGCGUACCCCCCCUCAACAAUGCGCCAAAACAGCUCAGAACGCACAUACCCCCCCUCAACAAUGCGUCAGAACAGCUCAGAACGCACGUACCCCCCCUCGUCCUCGAACCUGAUGCCCCAGUCCUACCCCAUGACCCAGCGGAAACUGCUGCAGGACCCCGACUCGGGCCAGUACUUUGUGGUGGACAUGCCCGUGCAGGUCACCACCAAGACCUUCUUCGACCCCGAGACGCGCAGCUACGUGCAGCUCCCCGUGCAGUCUGCAGAGGGCGCCGUCCCCUCCGGCCCCUCUGUGGAGAUGCUGAACCCGUCGCUGGUGCUGUACCACGGCUUCGUGCCCGCCUCCACUCUGCCCGCACAGCAGCAGCAGAAGCCCUCGGCUCCCCGGGCUCUCCCAGGAGACAUGGAGGACGAGAACAACAGCGCCCCACAGUGGCUGGAGGACUCUCUGCACAAGCACAACAGACAUGAGCAUGCUUACAUAGAGCCAGUGUACAUGCCCAAGGAUCACACGCCAGAAGAGGAGCUGGACAGCGUGAGAUGAGAGAGAGAGAGAGAGAGAGAGAGAGAGAGGAAGAGAGAGAGAGAGAGAGGAAGAAAGAGAAGAGGAAGAGGUAGAAUGAUUACAGCAUAUGAACUGUGUGUGUCUGUCCUGUUUGAGAUUGAAAGCAUUUGAAUUCAGGGAUUGGUGUUGUCAGUUGAUUUUGAUAUGCACUCUUUGUAAUGGUUUUAGUCAAGCAAUAGCAAUAGCAUUGGUGUCACAGCUGAACACGAUGUAGAGAGUGUGUGUUGGGGUGGAAUAUGAGACUGUAUGUGUGUGUUGGGGUGGAUUAUGAGACUGUAUGUUGGGGUGGAUUAUGAGACUGUAUAUGUGUGUUGGGGUGGAUUAUGAGACUGUGAAUGUUUCUUUAUGAAUGAAGGAUAUCUGUUCCCACACUGGCUCAGGCGUUGUUGUUUUUUAAUGAUAAUGAAGAAUGUCAAAUUUGCUUUUGCAUAUUUUUGUACUUUUGCCUUUAUCUCAGUGAGCACAUUUUUCUGGGUUACUAAACACAUCUGUGAUUAGUCAUUUAAAAAUCUUUAUUUGAAAUGUAUUCUGAACACAGACAUUAGUAAUGUCUGUUUUUAAUCGAUUAGUAAUGUCUGUUUUUAAUCGAUUAGUAAUGUCUGUUUUUAAUCUCUACAAUUGCUGACACGUUUGAGUGUUGAUGUGGAAAUUACUUCUAAUGAGAGUUGUGGCCAUCAUUUUAAUACUUAUUGUAAGUGUGGAAUAUUGUCCGUUGGCCGAGCCUUGCACUUGUCGUGUUAUCUGAAACGGCUUUUGAAGACGCAUAUUUGGAAUGACUUAGUAUCUAUGGUGAAACUGAGAUGACUGAGAUGACUUAGUAUCUAUGGUGAAACUGAGAUGACUGCUUCAUAUGUAAACCAUUCCAAUAAAAUACUUCCCAGCAAA
Molecule: messenger RNA, 8861 nt
Organism: Alosa sapidissima (American shad)
Lineage: Eukaryota; Metazoa; Chordata; Actinopteri; Clupeiformes; Clupeidae
Product: cardiac-enriched FHL2-interacting protein
Exons: 3
Coding region: 633-7955 (2440 amino acids)
Biological process (GO): positive regulation of calcineurin-NFAT signaling cascade
Cellular component (GO): Z disc
Source: RefSeq, a predicted model, not a curated record